AGUUCUGAAUAUUACACUCCUGACUUUUCUCUUCCUCAAAACUUUCGCGUCGCUCCUGCCGUCGAGAAUAACCACCACCACCGCCACCGCCACCGCCGAUUGAUAUUUCUACGCCACCGACCAACCUUUACCCCUCCUAACACCAGAAGUUAAGAACGUCUGCUGCCGCCUGCCCCUAAAUUCUAAUUGGAAUUCAAAAGAAUUUCUGGUUUUGUUUAACAUUAUACAAUGAAUAAUAUUGCUGUUGCGUCACCUCAUUUGUUAAAGAUACCAGCUUCCAUAAACUAUCAACGAAGACAUGGGAAAUUUCAAGGUUCCGAAAGGGUUAUAACUUCAUCGCUAAAAAUGGUAGCACCUCAUGAUGUAUCGAGAUUAAGAAUUUAUGCUUUUUCGAGAUUACGAGUAUGUACACCUUUUUUGGGUUCUAUAGGAAGUCUUAAAGCUAUAGGGUUUGAUUCUAAGAUGAAGGAUGCAAUGUUGGUUUACAAAGGAAAAGCUAGGAACGCUGUUGUGAAGGCUGUGUUUGAUCGAUUUACUGAAAAAUCAAUCAAAGUUAUCCUGCUUGCUCAGGAGGAAGCAAGGCGAUUAGGUCAAAAUGCUGUUGGUACGGAGCAAAUUUUGUUGGGACUUGCUGGUGAAGGAACUAGCAUUGCGGCUAAGGUUUUGAAAUCUGCAGGCGUUAGCUUGAAAAAAGCACGUAUUGAGGUUGAAAAGAUAGUUGGAAAAGGCAGUGGUUUUAUUCCUAUUGAAAUUCCGUUUAGUCCUCGAGCAAAGCAUGUUUUAGAGCUGUCACUUGAUGAGGCUCGUAAACUUGGUCAAAAUUAUAUUAGUGCAGAACACUUAUUUUUGGCAUUGCUUAGUGAAGGUGAAGGUGUAGCUGCCCGUGUCCUUGAUAGUCUGGCUGUUGAUACAAAAGAGAUUCGCGAGCAGGUUGUAAUCAUGAUGGAUGAAAAGGAGCCUAUUGCUCAAACCAGUGGGAACUCUAGUGAUAGUAUGGCCACAUUGCAAGAGUAUGGCACAAAUUUGACACAGAAGGCAAAAGAGGGAAAAUUGGAUCCUGUUAUUGGAAGGGAAAAGCAAAUAGAACGUGUCAUUCAAAUACUAAGUCGUCGCACGAAGAACAACCCUUGCCUCAUCGGAGAUCCGGGUGUUGGCAAAACCUCUAUUGCGGAAGGACUGGCGCUGUUAAUUGCUUCUGGUGAUGUCCCGGAAACAAUUGAGGGAAAGCAGGUUAUAACUCUUGACAUGAGCCGUCUUGUUUCUGGAACAAAAUAUCGUGGAGAGUUUGAGGGUAGACUGCAAAAGAUAAUGGAAGAAGUUAAAGAGUCAAAUAAUUUGAUUCUAUUUAUUGAUGAAGUGCACACACUGAUUGGAGCUGGGGCUGCAGCGGGGGCAAUUGAUGCUGCAAACAUCUUAAAACCGGCUCUUGCAAGGGGUGAAUUACAGUGCAUUGGGGCCACAACGCUUGAUGAAUACAGACUACACAUUGAGAAAGACCCAGCAUUAGAGAGAAGAUUUCAGCCAGUUAAAGUGCCUGAACCCACAGUAGAUGAAGCUAUUCAGGUCCUCAGAGGGCUCCGUGAACGAUAUGAGACUUACCACAAACUCUCCUAUACAGAUGAAACAUUAGUUGCAGCAGUAGAACUGUCUUCGCAGUACAUCAGUGAUAGGUUUCUUCCUGAUAAAGCCAUUGAUCUUAUUGAUGAAGCUGGUUCUCGGGUGCGGUUGUGUCAUGCUGCGCAUCCUGAAGAAGUAAGAGAGCUUGAGAAACAGGUCAUGCAGAUUGCAAAAGAAAAAGAUGCUGCUGGUCGCAUUCAAGACUUUGAAAGGGCUGCUGAGUUGCGAGACCAAGAACUCGACCUAAAGGUACAACUUUCUGCACUCAUAAGCCAAAACAAGGAACUGAAAGAGGCAGACAUGAACGAUGUUGGACCAGUUGUAACAGAAGCAGACAUAAGGGAAAUAGUUUUCUCUUGGACCGGUAUACCAGUUCAGAAAGUCUCACUUGAUGAAUCAAAGCGUCUUCUCAGAAUGGAAGAUAAUCUCCAUGGACGAGUAAUAGGUCAAGAUGAAGCUGUCAAAGCCAUCAGUCGUGCAAUUCGCCGUGCUCGUGUUGGCUUAAAGAAUCCUGACCGUCCUAUCGCCAGCUUCAUUUUCUCGGGUCCAACUGGUGUAGGAAAGUCAGAACUCGCAAAAGCUUUAGCUGCUUACUACUUUGGUUCCGAAGAAGCCAUGGUUCGCCUUGAUAUGAGUGAGUUCAUGGAGAGACAUACGGUUUCGAAGUUAAUUGGAUCUCCCCCAGGCUAUGUCGGUUACUCCGAGGGUGGCCAGCUUACUGAGGCUGUGAGGCGACGCCCUUAUACAUUGGUACUCUUUGAUGAAAUUGAAAAGGCUCAUCCUGAUGUCUUUAAUAUGAUGCUUCAGAUUCUGGAAGAUGGAAGGUUAACCGACAGCAAGGGAAGAACUGUGAACUUUAAGAACACCCUUAUGGUUAUGACCUCAAACAUCGGAAGCAAUGUGAUUGAGAAGGGUGGUCGGGUUAUAGGAUUUGAUCUGACAUAUAAUCAUACAAAUAGCAGUUAUAACAGAAUAAAGAGCCUAGUGAUUGAAGAGCUUAAGCAAUAUUUUAGACCCGAAUUUUUGAAUAGGCUAGAUGAUAUGAUUGUGUUUAGGCAGCUCACAAAGUUGGAAGUCAAGGAUAUUGCCGAGAUCAUGUUCAAGGAAGUUUUCAAGCGACUUAAAACUAAGGGCAUCGACAUACAAGUAACUGAGCGAUUCAAAGACAAAGUAGUGGAGGAUGGUUAUGAUCCGAGUUAUGGAGCGAGGCCUUUGAGAAGAGCUAUCAUGAGACUUUUAGAGGAUAACAUGGCUGAGAAGAUGCUUGCAGGAGAAAUACAUGAUGGUGAUUCUGUUAUUCUUGAUGCUGAUUUUAGUGGAAACAUCAUUGUGCUCAACAACACUAGUUCAAGCAUGUUUUCCUAGAUCCUUCCUAAGUAAAGUUUUGAUAUAUAGAAAUUGGAAAAAAGCUUGAUUUUUUUUAUCCAUAGGCAAUUCUUGAUUUCUUUUACCUUUUAAAAUUUUUAUCAUUUUGUUAACUUUUUAUCAAAUAUAUAAUUUUAUGGGAA
Amaranthus tricolor (Joseph's coat) is the source of this 3125-nucleotide messenger RNA. Its product is annotated as chaperone protein ClpC1, chloroplastic-like. The record is from RefSeq and is a predicted model, not a curated record. Bases 229 to 2982 code for a protein of 917 amino acids. The transcript has 9 exons. NCBI's taxonomy places the organism in Eukaryota, Viridiplantae, Streptophyta, Magnoliopsida, Caryophyllales, Amaranthaceae. Gene Ontology annotation, molecular function: protein binding; ATP hydrolysis activity; ATP binding. Gene Ontology annotation, cellular component: cytoplasm. Gene Ontology annotation, biological process: cellular response to heat.